This is a messenger RNA of Racocetra persica, 593 nucleotides long. The record is from the annotation of a GenBank genome assembly. NCBI's taxonomy places the organism in Eukaryota, Fungi, Glomeromycota, Glomeromycetes, Diversisporales, Gigasporaceae.
GGAUAGGAUUAUCAGGAAUGACAAUUCCAUUGGGAAUGGAAUUCGAAGAUCCGGAAGUAACAUUACUCGCAGAACAAUUACAACAAAUGACAGUUGCAGCGGAACAUGAAGCACCACAGAAUAAACAAGAAAAAAAAUUAAAUCAAAUCUAUAUAGAAGGAGCACAAAGAGAAAUAGAUCAAUUUAGAAAACAAGUAAUUGAAAAGGAUAAUACUAAAAAGAAAAGAAAAGGAAAGGCAAAAAGCCUAAAUAUAACUUUUAACCAACAAGAAAGCAAAGUCAAAUCACCCAAAAUGGGAACAUUUAUUAAAACACAGUUGUCACAACUAGAUAGAAUCCUACAACUUGAAAAGGAACAAGAAGAUCCAAGAAUCAGAGCAGGAUUAAGACAACUAAAACAACGAUUAGAAAGUAUGGAAACAAAUUAUAAAUACGUUUCCCAAUUAACAAAAGAACAAACUAACGAACACAUCCAGGAAAUUGAGAAAGUCACAAACAGAAAAAUAUUAGAAGCCGAAACAGCAGAAGACAAAAAAGCCUACCUAUACAAAAUGAUAUCCGCAUUAACAGAAACAAAAGAUGCUAUUCUCUGA